Molecule: messenger RNA, 329 nt
Organism: Acromyrmex echinatior (Panamanian leafcutter ant)
Lineage: Eukaryota; Metazoa; Arthropoda; Insecta; Hymenoptera; Formicidae
Product: odorant receptor 46a
Biological process (GO): detection of chemical stimulus involved in sensory perception of smell; sensory perception of smell
Cellular component (GO): plasma membrane
Molecular function (GO): odorant binding; olfactory receptor activity
Source: RefSeq, a predicted model, not a curated record
UACUUAGGAGCAAUGUUGUUUCAAGUGUUCUUAUAUUGCUGGUAUGGCAACGAGCUUGAUUUAAAAAAUAAAAGUAUUGCACAUGCUAUUUAUGCUAGUAACUGGACAAUAAUAUCGGCAAAGCAACGCAAAAGUUUAUCAUUUAUGAUGAUGAUGAGCCAAGGUGGCAGAAUGCUUUCUUUUUAUGGAAUCUGCUCAUUAAUUCUUAGUACUUUCACAUGGAUUUUAAAAACAUCCUAUUCUUCUUUCAACUUGCUGCAGCAAGCUACGAUUUAAUAUCUUCGUAUCUAUUCUUCAACAACUGUAGUACCAUUCUAAUCAAAUUAACA